AUGUUUGAAUAUUAUGCAGUAGGAGAAGAAUCAAAUAAAAUUCAUGAUAUUCAUAAGUAUCUUUUAGCUAUUUGCAAUAAAAAAAUGGUUGAUAAGUUAAUAAAUAUCUAAAAUAAACAGUAAAAAAUUAGCACUUCUAUUGAAUAAAAAACAAGACCUUCUUUUAAUUAUCGCCCAAAAGAAAAAUGUAAGAUGAUAUUAUAUUUUAGAUCCAACCUUAAUAGGAGCAUAAUAUAAAUAUUUUAAAGCACAACCAAAAAGAAAAUAAAUUUAUUUAAGUACUCUUCAAAAUGAUUAAUCUGAAUCAACUCCAAGAUUAAAAGCAAAUUCAAUAGUUUAGGAAUAAAAAAUAGAAAAUUAAAUGAACUCAGCAAGGGUCAUAAGUACUGCAUAAUAUCCAAUUGACAGAAAUAUCUCUAUUAAAAAAGCAGAAAAAUCAUCAAAAAACUACCAUUUACCUAAAUGUGAUAGUAAUUGGAUAUUUAAUCUCAAAAACAUUAGAUAAAGAUAAGAAUAAUUAUGA
Paramecium pentaurelia is the source of this 523-nucleotide messenger RNA. The record is from the annotation of a GenBank genome assembly. Lineage: Eukaryota; Ciliophora; Oligohymenophorea; Peniculida; Parameciidae.